CCCUCGCCCUCUUAUCAAUCCCGGCUCUCUCACGUCGCCCUCUCGCGCCCUUUUCUUUUCUCUUCUUCUCAAAUUCCCCCCCUACCCCUCUCUCUUCCUUUAUUCCUCGUCACAAUGUCAACCUCAGCCGGCCCCUCCACCACCUCCUCCUCCUCCUCCAAAUACCCCACCAUCGUACCCGGCGGCGGCCUAAUCCUCGCCUGGCAGCUAAAAGGCAAGAAAGUCCUCCUCGUAGGAGGAGGAAUGGUCGCUGCCGGCCGCCUAGUAAACGUCAAGGAUGCCGAUGCCCACUUGACUGUCAUUUCCCCUCGUUCGGGCCUUUCAGGGGAGAUGAAGCAUCGCAUAGAUACGGAAAAGGUCGUGGACGUGUACCACGAUCGGUCCUUUGGUGGGGAGGAGGACUUGUAUGACGCCGAGGGAAAGUUGUACGAUAUGGUCCUCACAGCUAUCGAUGACUCGGACCUUUCCCGAUCCAUCUGCGUCAUGGCGCGCAAGUUGCGCAUACCGGUCAAUGUGGCUGAUGUGCCACCCGAAUGUGACUUCUACUUUGGAUCCCUCAUCCGUCGUGGACCGUUGCAGGUUAUGGUGUCCACUGGGGGCAAGGGACCCAAGAUUGCUAAUCAGGUUAGGACGUUAGUGGAGCGCAGCUUGCCGGAAAAUGUGGGGGAGGCCAUCAGUAGGGUUGGGGUGUUGAGGGGCAAGUUGAGGGAGAGGGUUCCGGAGCAGAAGGAGAGUGGGAGGAGGAUGAGGUGGAUGAUCGAUGUUUGUGAGCGGUGGAGCUGGGAUCAACUAGCAGAAAUGACAGACCGCGACAUGGAACUCAUCUUGGCCGGCUGGGAGAAGGGCAAGGCACCCAGCUACGUUGAGGUCAAGGGCGUCACGAAAGCGUACGCCCCUACAUGGCAUUCACUGGCCAAGCGCUUCUUUGCUACAUGUCCAGUUGUGGGGUACAUCUCACCCUGGUCGGCGGGACUUUUGGGCUUCGCAGCGGGGGCGGCGGCGAGUCUGGGGAUGGUAGCGGCGAGGAGGCCCGAAGCGCUGAGAUAGCAGCGCGGGAUUGUAUUCGAGUAAAUGUACAGCAUUCUAUGUAGACACGCCCAGAUGGUGCUCGUAGACGAAGGUGGCCUCUUGCGCUUGGCCGAGGGAGACCAUCAGUGUAGGCCUGUCUCCCGGCUUGAAGGAGAGGACCGACGAAGAGCCUGCGAAGAUGGAGUCU
This is a messenger RNA of Jaminaea rosea, 1216 nucleotides long. Its product is annotated as siroheme synthase middle domains-like protein. Bases 115 to 1047 code for a protein of 310 amino acids. The record is from RefSeq and is a predicted model, not a curated record. Gene Ontology annotation, biological process: siroheme biosynthetic process. The transcript is spliced from 2 exons. NCBI's taxonomy places the organism in Eukaryota, Fungi, Basidiomycota, Exobasidiomycetes, Microstromatales. Gene Ontology annotation, molecular function: protoporphyrin ferrochelatase activity; precorrin-2 dehydrogenase activity.